Messenger RNA from Parus major (Great Tit), 3355 nucleotides. RefSeq names its product OTU deubiquitinase with linear linkage specificity (gene OTULIN). NCBI's taxonomy places the organism in Eukaryota, Metazoa, Chordata, Aves, Passeriformes, Paridae. Gene Ontology annotation, biological process: protein linear deubiquitination. The record is from RefSeq and is a predicted model, not a curated record. Gene Ontology annotation, molecular function: cysteine-type deubiquitinase activity. Bases 651 to 1916 code for a protein of 421 amino acids. The transcript has 8 exons.
AGAGUAAGUUUGGAUUAGAUAUUAGGAAGAAAUUCUUUACUGUGAGAGUGGUGAGGCAGUGGAACGAGGUUGCCGGAGAAGUUUUCAAUGCUCCAUCCUGGGAAGUGUUCAGGGCCAGACUGGAUAGGGCUCUGAGCAACCUGGUCUAGUGGAUGGUGUCCGUGCCUACAGCAGGGAGAUUGGAAUUAGGUGCCCUUUAAAGUCCCUUCCAGCCCUGGCCACUUUGCAGUUCUGUGAAUUUUAGUUCUGAGCUCUGUGCUAUGGGACAGCUUGGUACGUGUCAGGACUUGGGUGCCAAAGGGCUGUAAUGUUAGUAAACAAGGAUAUGUUGCAGGUGGAAGGCUUUAACAUAGAAAUAGAAAUGUGUUGUGCAGUUUUAAGGUUUAUAGAGUGGAUAUUAAGUCUGUGAGCUCUGAGGUAACUGGCCUAGGUAGCCACUAAUUGUCUAGAGCAUUAAUGUGACAACUGCCAAGCAAACCGUAACUUUCAGGCAGGAUUAUGUGUCAAUUUAAGAUAACUCUCCCUGAAAAUUUACUAUAUGGACACAUCCUAAACCUUUGGAGAGCUUGCUAGAAUGGAUUGUAGACAUCCUUUCUCGAUAUCUUGAUCAUAUGGGAAGACACAAAGAUUGGAAAGUUUUGCACUAAGCAAUGAUCCUGGUGCAGUGGAUGCUCACAGAGCACCAGGAUAAUCUUCAAGGUUGGAUGACAGAACCAACCAGCUUUUCUGCAGGUGCAGAAGAGAAAAAAGAGAGUGUUCCCACACAACUGAUGAAGCAUAAAAAAGAAGUUGGUGUUGCUUCUGAGGAACUUGGCUCAGCAAAUGCAGCUGCAGACCAGGAAGUGCAAACUACAUCAGAAAUAAGACAAGACUGUGUAUACAGAAGGUGUGGGACACAUGAGAAGACAGAUAUGAUUAAAUUUCUUGUCAUGGAUCAAGAUGCAUCCAAAAACUCUGAACUAUAUGUACCUGUGUCUAGUAACCGUUCAACAGUGGAGUCAUCUGAGGAGAGUGAGGAGGACAUGUAUCGUGAUGAAGAGGAAAUAGAGAGAGAGAAAAUACUACUUUGUGGAACAAACUCAUCAGAACGUAAACUAAGUGUUUCACCUGAAAUGGACAUCAUGGAUUAUUGCAGAAAGGAAUGGAGAGGAAAUACACCAGCAGCAAAAAGGAUGAGAAAGGGAUAUGAAGCAGUUGCUCAGAAGUUUGCAUCUAUUAGGAGAAUACGAGGUGAUAACUAUUGUGCUUUCAGAGCAACUCUUUUCCAGGCAUUAAGCCAAGCUACACAGUUACCAGUGUGGAUGCAGAGUGAGGAUUUUACUAUGCUUCCAGAAAACUUGCUGAGCAAGUAUGACUGGAUCAAGCAGUGGCAGCUCAGACAGAAACCUGGCAAGAGGAUGGGAGAAAUAAGUGAUGAAAUGAAAGAGUAUUUAAUACUUCUAAGGAAAAAGUGGAAGAAUGUAAGCGAAAUAAAAGGUCCCCUUGAGAAACAAGAAGCUUGUGAUGAAUUGUUUAAAAAUGAGGAGGAGGAGUAUAGUCUCUAUGAAGCGCUGAAAUUUUUGAUGCUUAACACUGCCAUUGAAUUAUACAAUGCCGAUAAAAGUGGAAGGAGAGUGCCUGUCUUCUCCUGGCUCCUGUUUGCACGGGACACAUCCAGCAACCCUUGUCAGUUAAUGCAAAAUCACUUGAAUCAUAUUGGUCACAGUGGAGGCCUUGAACAAGUGGAAAUGUUUCUUCUUGCUUAUGCUCUGCAGUAUACCAUCCAAGUGUACCGACUGUAUAAGUACAGCACUGAUGAGUUCAUCACGCUUUACCCCAAUGACCCAGAGGAGGACUGGCCUGUGGUGACUCUCAUAACUGAAGAUGACAGACAUUACAAUAUUCCAGUCAGAAUGUGCCAAGAGACGAUGCUGUGAACAAGUGAUUUUUGUCAGACAAACCUGUGCUGCUUAUGGAGGUUUCCCAUGCUGUUUUGAAACAGGACAAUGACAAAAUCCAUGUGAUUAAAGUAACAACUAGAAAUCUGUGUUUUAGAAGUUGACAUCUGAAAUAAAGUAUCAAAUAGUAAAAGUAUGGCAAGCAUGGCUUUGUUUUCCAUUUUUUGAAAAAUGGAAGCUUCUGCAGUCCUUUUUUGAAGGACUUACUCUAAUUGCCAAAACUAUAGAUUUAUUCCUUUUAUUUCUUUUAGUGAGGCUCUGUGGUAAGAUAUGAGCUAACUUUUUGUUCCCCAAAAUAAUGACAAUUGAUAUUCCUGGGAAAGUAAAGUGGCAGUGUCUUGGCUGAUGUUUGUAAUAGUGCUUAGAAGCCAUUUAUACAAAACCGGGUCUUGGGAAGUAAUACAAUUAUUUUGCAAUUGGAAUUUAGUGCCUGCCAUGGUUUAUUCUGUAAGAGAGAUGUUACUUAAAGUUUUCUAAUGUUUUGAGUUGUUUUUUCCUGCAUAAGUGUCUCUUCUUUAGAAGCCAGUUAUCUGUUACACUGAAAAUGAGCUGAAAAUGAGCUCUUCUUUAGAAUCCAGUUAUCUGUUACACUGAAAAUCUUCCCCUUUCAGCCCAGAGGGGAGGAAUGUGGCAAAUGUGAUAAGGGAGUUUAAAAGUUGUUUGAUAGUCAAUCACAAAGUCAAAGACUACAAAUAAUUCCCACUUAAAUUAUAACAGGUGACAGGAGAUAGCCACAUGCCUGUUAACUUCCACGUCUGUUCCUGUAGUGUUAAUCUUUUCUGGCACCUGCUCUGGAGAACAUGAGGAUUUUAAUUUCUCCAGAGAGUUCAGUAGAUGGAAACAAACUUUUGGGGCAGCUUACUCCUCCCAAGAGUGGAGAUAUGAGAGGUUCUGUUUCUGCUUAGUUAUUCUUUGUGCUUUAAAACUGAAAGAAUACAGAAUGUAUCAAAUACUGAAAGUGCUGACAAAUCUUUAUUAAAAGCUAAUUAAAUAAUGAAGCAUUCAGCUUUUAGGUUCAAGUAGAAGUAUGUCCUAUAGAUGACUUUUGGAACAAGAGAGUUAAAACUGAUUGAGCUGAAAUGGUGGUCAUACACAGGUCUCUUAGAAGGCCUACGUAUGUAAAUGGGGUAAGGUUAUAAAAACUUUCCAUUUGAAUAUUCUGGAGAAAGCAGCAUGCAAAAUUCUUCUCUUCUAGUUGAAAUUAAUUUGUUAAGUAUUAUUGUGAAAUUAUAUACACAAUAAAAAUGUGUAUUCACUAUGUUCUAAAAUGUGUUUUAAACACAAUAAUGAGGCUUACCAUGUACUCAGUGUUAUAUUUGUCAUGUUUUCGUUGCCUUCUAAAUGAGUUUGUUUGUUACUCAAAAUGUCUGGCAGCUACAAGGGAAUAAAAGUAAACUUAAUAAAUUCAUCUGGCAGCA